AUGUCUGCACCGCCUACAGGAGCGAAUCCUUCGGUUUAUGCGCCACCAACUGCGUUCAACAUUCCACAGCCAGGCUUACCAGCUUUAAAGAAAGCCUUAUCAACCAUUUUUGAACAGUAUGGUGAAAUCCUAGAAAUUAUCGUUCAGGAUAACUUUAGAAUGCGCGGUCAGGCAUUUGUCGUGUUUAAAGAGCAAGAAAGCGCCACAAAUGCAAUUAAGGGAGUUCAAGGAUUUGCCUUACAGGGAAAGCCGAUGGUUAUCCAAUACGCGAGAACAAAAUCGGAUGCAAUCGCUAUGAUCGAUGGAAGUAUUGAAGAACAUAAACGUCAAAGAUUGGAAGCCAAAGAGAAACGAGCUAAAGAACCUCCGACAAAGAAAUUUAAAUCAAGUAAUAAUGCUUCAUUACAAUCUGGAUCAAACAUGCCUGGGGCAUCAAUGUAUCAUUUUGGACAUCAAGUACCGGCAGCUGGCAACAUUCCGGAUGAAUAUCUUCCUCCAAACAAUAUUCUUUUCUUGCAGAAUAUGCCAAACGACAUAACAGGAGCUAUUCUAAUCUCAUUGUUUGGACAAUAUUCUGGCUUUAAAGAAGUUCGAUCGAUUCAUCCGGCAAAGGGUAUAGCGUUUGUUGAAUUCGACUCGGAACCUCAAGCCAUGAUUGCAAAAGAAGCUUUAUCCAACCAUCUGAUAGCACCAGAACACAAACUAAAGAUCACAUAUGCCAAAAAAUAA
Molecule: messenger RNA, 729 nt
Organism: Funneliformis mosseae
Lineage: Eukaryota; Fungi; Glomeromycota; Glomeromycetes; Glomerales; Glomeraceae
Source: the annotation of a GenBank genome assembly